UCAGAGCUCGCCCCACAAUCUUUUGAGCCUUGAUAAAUUUACAGGAGUCUGUCGACAGGAGGUCCGCGCCAUGUCUACUCAUUCAUCCUACAAGUUAAGUCUGUGACUAUAGCGCAAUAUAAUGUUUGGCCUUCUCAUCGCUGGACGUCCGGUAGACGCGCAACCACAGGCAAUCUCCCAAACGCAAUACGCCUUCCAGGUUCCUUCGCGACCAGCCUUCAAUCAUAUCGCCGUCUUCUCCCUACCGGGAAACGAGCUGCCACCCGAUGCCGCCGCCGCUAUCUUCAUCCAAAUCCCACCCUCGACCGAGUUCAAGCUAGUUGGCGCCGUCUCGUCGCUGAGACCAUCCACCAUGUUCAAGAUCAACACGGGAAACAAUGUCGUCCCUGGCGCUGCAGAGGACGAUCUCAUGUUGGAUGAGGCCCCAGAAGGGGUCGAAGUAGGGGGACCCGCCAUUGUCGUUGGCAUGGAAAUACAACCUGCUGCACAGGUCAAAGCCCUGCUAGCAGAGCAGAAGGCGAACUCAUCGCAGAUGGUGCGAUCAAAUCUAUCAGCCACCGCCUCUCCAGUUACGACAAAGAUACUCGCUCAGCGCAUCAUUGCCAACGCUUUCAAUUUCCUUGCGUCAUUCGGUAGCGAUACUGUCCCGCUCAAGGCCUUUGAAGCCUGGUGGUCCAAAUUCGAAAGCAAGGUCAACAACGAUCCAAGUUUCUUGGAGCGUCCUCAAGACUGAGCCGUCCUCAAAAAUCGAUUUGCCGCCUCGGGUCGCACAUCUCGCUUAUUUCGUUGCCCAGUUGGGCGAAUACCGAGACGCGUUGGGUGAGAGCGGACUUGCUCCCCACCAGUGCUCGUGCCAAUGGGUGGAGAGUUCCUUCACCUUUUUCCGUUUCAGCGUCUGAUACAGCCUCACUUCUCCAUCUACCUGCCCCGUUUAUAUCCGCUGGCUAUGAUGCUCGGCAAUGUGAUGUGAUCGGCUGCUAUGGAGACUGUGUGGUCGAUGUCACGAUUAUCAUUGGUUGAGGUACUAAAAGAAUGGCUGUG
Aureobasidium subglaciale EXF-2481 is the source of this 1041-nucleotide messenger RNA. RefSeq lists its product as uncharacterized. Lineage: Eukaryota; Fungi; Ascomycota; Dothideomycetes; Dothideales; Saccotheciaceae. Gene Ontology annotation, biological process: protein import into nucleus. The transcript has a single exon. The record is from RefSeq and is a predicted model, not a curated record. Gene Ontology annotation, cellular component: nucleus; cytosol. Bases 122 to 733 code for a protein of 203 amino acids. Gene Ontology annotation, molecular function: nuclear import signal receptor activity.